AUGGCAUCAAAAUCUGCUCUUACAGUUUACAAAAAAAUAUUACAUGAAUUAUCAGCAAAUAAAUCAUUAUUUUCCUAUCGUGCAUCACCAGUUUAUUUAAAAAUUAAGGAUGAAUAUCGUCGUAAUCGUCCAGUAACAGCUAAAUACUGUAAACAUACAGAUGAAGUAUUAUUUGUUGCACGUACUUAUUUAACUUAUUUGGAAAGUAUACGUGAACGUCACAUAAUUCAUUCGACUUAUUCAAAAGGUGAAAAAACUGUUGCACAAGCAGCAAAUAUCGUUGGUUUAAAUUUACCAAAAACAUUUGAUCGACCACAUUUACCAUUAAAUCAAUCAUCUGACUCAUAG
Messenger RNA from Adineta steineri, 348 nucleotides. NCBI's taxonomy places the organism in Eukaryota, Metazoa, Rotifera, Eurotatoria, Adinetida, Adinetidae. The record is from the annotation of a GenBank genome assembly.